This is a messenger RNA of Manihot esculenta (cassava), 599 nucleotides long. RefSeq names its product auxin-induced protein 15A. The transcript has a single exon. Lineage: Eukaryota; Viridiplantae; Streptophyta; Magnoliopsida; Malpighiales; Euphorbiaceae. Bases 199 to 501 code for a protein of 100 amino acids. The record is from RefSeq and is a predicted model, not a curated record. Gene Ontology annotation, biological process: response to auxin.
AUGAUUUGGUUGAAGACAAAACCAUGUGAUCCUUCAUGAGCAUCUGCAGCCCUGGUCAUUUCCACCUACUAGCUUUACAUUAGAGGAUUUCCAAUAUAUAUACAAAAACAUUUACUUUGCCUUGCAUUCUCAAGCAUCAAAAGCUCCUUUCUUUUGGAAAUCCUUAUUGAUCUUUCUGUUUUUCAUCAAUACCAAAUUAUGGGUUUUCAUUUGCCAGCUGUUCUUCGUGCUAAGCAAAUCCUUCAGAGGUCUUCUCCUACUUCGAACCAAAUAGCUUCAGCAGUCAUGGAUGUGCCAAAGGGCUACCUUGCAGUCUAUGUUGGAGAAAAGCAAACAAGGCGAUUUAUGAUUCCAGUAUCAUACUUGAACAAACCUUCAUUUCAAGACUUAUUAAUCCAAGCUGAAGAAGAGUUCGGAUAUGAUCAUCCAAUGGGUGGUCUUACUAUUCCUUGUAGCGAAAACAUCUUCAUUGAUGUCAUUUCUUGCUUAAAUCGUUCAUGAGAUUGAACGCUCAACGCAAUUUUGUAAAGAAUGUAGAGUUACAAAAUCAAUGUACACACAAAGCAUAAGCAUUAAUCCAUUAUUUUUAUUUCUUCAGA